UCUACCGCCAAAUCAAACAUUUCAAAGAAGAAAUCUUUUCCUUCUCCAAGGAAGAUUCGGUGAAAGCGGCUUGCUUGUGAUUGUCAAUUGUAAACAAGUCGGCGAUUACGAUUCAUCCCGCCCUCAACUAUGUACGCUCGCACGAACGCCGGCAGCUCGCACGGAGAUUUCCCGGACAGAAACGGAGUCAAUUAUGUGACAUCGACAGAGUCUUUCGGCCACUGCUCACAAUUGUUCUGGAAAAAGGACCCAAACGACUCGAGUUCGACCAUCAACUGGUGCGAUCAGCUUCCUUCGUCGUCCGCCGCGCUAUCCGGCUCCACCCUCUCCUCGGCGUCGCUCUCCGGCUCCAGCCUCUCUUCCCGAGCUCCGGUCCCCGCGACGUCUACGUCAGACGAGGUGGAUUCAGACGAGAGGCCGUACGUCUGCGACCUGUGCAGCUGCGCCUACAAACACGCCAGCUCCUUACUCAACCACAAGCUCACUCACAAAACUGGAGACUUCAGAUGCGACUUUUGCAGCAAGCCCUACACCAACUACAUGUCCUUACGGAACCACAUGCGAAUCCACGGUCAGAAGCGCUACAUGUGUGACCGCUGUGGGAAAGCCUUCCGCUUGGCACGAUACCUGCGCAACCACCAGAGAAUCCACGACGACGGGCCCAACCGCUUCGACUGUCCUUCCUGCUCGAAAAGUUACAGGACUAUGCUGGAGCUGGCUCAACACCGGUGUAAUGUCCAGUCCUCAUCCAGCCAGAACCGAUUCAACUGCCCGUCCUGCUUAAAGAGCUACAGAACCAUGCUGGACCUGGCCCAGCAUCGCUGCAGCGCGGCGCCCAAAAAACAGUCUACCAGCCGGCGUUCAAAUUUCGCUGCCAAUCCUCGCCGACAGCAGCAGCAGCAGCAGCAGCAGCAGAACAAUGCUUCGUCCAUGAUGCAGCACGGAGGACACGGUCAACAGGAAGCUCUGCCCUCCCACUGCGUAUCUCCCAUGUCUCAAGGAGGCCAGAGUGGUGGCCUGGCCAGUCAGUCUGUCCCUGACCACCAGGUAGGGAGGAUAUACCAGGUCCGUCCUAGCUCUGUGUCGUCCCAGAGCAGCCAGCAAAACAUGAGGAGCUCCUCCUCCUCCAAACACAUCUCCUCUUCCAGCACUACAUCCUCUUCCUCCUACUCUCUUCUCCAGCCCCUGGUUCCUGAGGUAAAGGAGAUGAGCUUGGGAUACACUAGGCUGAGCGCCAAUCCAAUGCCCAAACACCAGGACACGUUCUCUCUGGCUCCUCAGCGGCCGCUCACCACCAUCAACCCCAUCGCCCACUCCCUCCAUGCCAACGGAGCGCCCGCCCUCAAGCCUUCGCCCGUACCACGUAGCAUCCAGUCCAUGCCCUGGGAGCAGCGCUCGCUCUACAAUCAAUAAGGGCGACCCUCCUCCUCCUGGCAUCCUCACUCCUCCUGGCAGGACGUGGACGUGGACGUGGACGUGGACGUGGGCGCCCUCGUGAGUCCUGCUCCUUCUGGACCUUGUAUGUGGGAGGGGAUGUGCAAACAUUCACAACUAGUUGACAUUACUGAGUAGUUCACUCUUUUGUGUGUUGCCUUACCUUCAUGUAUGAUCCACACCUUCAUGUCCUUUCAUAACCCAAAAUAUAUCCUCACCCUCCUUUUGGAUGACAUGACCUGCUUUUUGAAUAAAUGUUGACUAGACCUUCAAGUCCCACAUGAAGUGGCUAACUCCUCUCCUUGCGCUUUGUCAGGUAAACUUCUAGUCAGCAGCCCAAAGGAGCAUCGUGCACAUCAGCCACCUUCUUAUUAGCAGCCAUGUGAUUUUUUUCCCCUUUUAGUCGGAAAUCCAUCUUUUUUAUAUCUGUAAAAAUAUUUUUAAAAUGAUUUAACGUUUUUCUUCAUUUUUUUCCGACCUACAAUGUGUUAAAAUCUUGAUCCGUCUCUUUGCCAUACCUGCUAACAACUACGGUUUUCCCGUAAUGAGUACAGUUUAUGAUAAAAACUACGGAUUUCCAUUAAAAAUUAUGAACUUAAAAAUGGAAGCUACGUUGUGAAGCUACUCCACAGGCAGGGGACAAAAUAUAUGGUAACAUCAAUGAUGAUUGGUUGGUUUACGUAUAAGAACAUCUAUGAUUGGUUGGCUGGUUUACUAUGAUGAGUCAUUUUUGGUUAAGAUUAGGGCAAAAUAUUACAGACAGGACAAUCAGAGGCAAGAUAGGGCGGGUCAUGGAACCAGGAAGGGAGAUCUUUUUUUGUGUUUUUUUUUAUUUAUUUUUUUAUGUACCUUUAUUUAUAAAGUUCAACAUUUACAAACAAACAUAUGAACAAUGACAAUUA
Molecule: messenger RNA, 2336 nt
Organism: Entelurus aequoreus (snake pipefish)
Lineage: Eukaryota; Metazoa; Chordata; Actinopteri; Syngnathiformes; Syngnathidae
Product: zinc finger protein 646-like
Exons: 7
Coding region: 130-1413 (427 amino acids)
Biological process (GO): regulation of DNA-templated transcription
Molecular function (GO): RNA polymerase II cis-regulatory region sequence-specific DNA binding; DNA-binding transcription factor activity, RNA polymerase II-specific
Source: RefSeq, a predicted model, not a curated record